GUUUAUUUACCGUAAUUGACGUUAUAGAGUUGGUCUAAAUGGGGAAAACAGUUUUAGAAUAUGUUAUCACUGUCUCAAUAAAGUCGCUUUUUGUGCGAUCGCUCGUAAUCGCAAAAUGAGUUUAACCGCAUUUGCGAAUAGAUCUGUUGAUAGAAAUAGUUGCUUCGGUUCUUCAAAUAAAGAGAUUGCUUUCAGAACGCUUUCUAACCCUGUUAAAUAGGUUUAUUACGGUAUCCAAAGAGAACUGAUGGUUCCCACUGGCUCAUCGACGCUGGGCUUCGCUCCGGGGAAGCCUCCUCCGCCACCACCUCAAAGCCAGGUCUCCAUGGCCGUACAGCUUCCACACCAGCUCGGGGAUGACGGGCCUACUCUACGGAAACUCGGGGCGAUGAACGAGCCGUUCUAUUUACUCAGAGAACUACCCGUGGGCAACGAGCUGACGGGCAACACCAACCUGAUCACACACUACAGCCUAGAACACGCCUACAACAAGUUCUGCGGCAAGAAGGUCAAGGAGAAGCUGAGCAACUUCCUGCCUGAGCUGCCAGGCAUGAUUGAUACCCUAGGCUCCCAGGACGGCAGCUCUCUCCGCUCACUGAUAGAGAAGCCCCCUGUCUGUGGAAACUCUUUCAACCCCCUGACGGGGGCCAUGCUGACAGGCUUUCGGCUGCACACUGGGCCGUUGCCAGAGCAGUACAGACUGAUGCACAUCCAGCCCCCCAAGAAGAAGAGCAAGCACAAGCACCGGCACCACCGGCCCCAGGACCCGCUGCCCCCAGAAACCCCGUCGGACUCGGACCAUAAGAAGAAGAAGAAGAAGCGAGACGAUGAUCCCGAUCGCAAAAAGAAGAAGAAGGAUAAAAAGAAAAAGAAGAACCGGCACAGCCCAGACCACCCCGGCCUGGCCAGCUCCCAGCCCAGCAGCAGCAGCAGCUUGAGGUAGAAUUGAAGGGGGGUGGGGGGUGGUGCAUCAGACCAGCUCUCCAUCCCUGGGACCGGUGGCAAGGUGGAGGCCUUUGGGAGCCCCUGGCCCUUCAGCCUUGCCCUUCCAAACUGAGGCCUGGCUGCAGAGUGGAUGUCCGUCUUCACACACACGUCUGCAUCUGUCUUUUGCCCAGGCAAUUCCCUUUUCUUUUUGUUUUAACUCUGUGAAGCAGAAGGAACUGUUGGAGACACUGAAUAACUGUGCAGAUGCACCGAAGCAGGAAGGACUUGAAGUUCAAGUCAUUUUCGGACUGGGUGCGGCAGAGACCGCGAGUCCACACACAGCUUUACUUUAAUAAAUUUUGUUAAUUAAACGGCUGUGCUCUUUUCUA
Paramormyrops kingsleyae is the source of this 1316-nucleotide messenger RNA. RefSeq names its product mediator complex subunit 19b (gene med19b). Gene Ontology annotation, cellular component: mediator complex. Lineage: Eukaryota; Metazoa; Chordata; Actinopteri; Osteoglossiformes; Mormyridae. Gene Ontology annotation, biological process: positive regulation of transcription by RNA polymerase II. The record is from RefSeq and is a predicted model, not a curated record. Gene Ontology annotation, molecular function: transcription coregulator activity; transcription factor binding.